CGUCAGCAUUUUAUUGUGCUUACCUGUCUGUUUGGCCUGCUUAUUUUUUGUACACAUGUGCAGACGUCUCUCAACUAGGAAGUAGCUGCUGCUACAGUAUCAGUGUAAAGAUGUCAUCAGCCUGAUGCACGAGACGAAACAUGACCUUGACCCAUAUAUCUCACUUUACAUUAACAAAAGCCACCAGUGUUCUCAUGAAUAUGCGGAUUGCAUUGCUGCUGCUCUCAGUAUGUUCAGAGACAGUCUUUUGCUUCAGUCAUGGAAAAGUUGAAGUGGCUUGUGGGGACAUGACACCCCAACAUGACUCUGACCCCAGCACCAAACAUCCACCAUUCAACAUCAUAGCAGACAAAUCCCAGUUCAGCCCAGGAGAUGAAAUCAAAGUGACAUUAUCAAUGGCGUCUUCAGAGGGCAAACAUUACUUUAAAGGAUUCCUCAUAGAAGCAAGAAAUGCUGGGGAUCUUAAUGAAAUCGUUGGAUCGUUUAAGUUAAUCAGUCCUGACAUAUCUCAGCUUCUUAAGUGUGACAAUAAAGAGGGCUCUGCUGUGAGUCAUACCAGUGAUUCCCAUAAGACUGAGGUCCAGGUGAUCUGGGUAGCACCGUCGGACUCUCCUUCCAGUGUGCAGUUUCUGGUAACUGUUGCUCGAGGCUAUAAAGAAUUUUGGGUGAAGAUUCCAGGUCCCGUUUUGUCCCAAAAUGGUGCAGCUCCUCCACCACAAACUACCUUUGGUGGGUCCAUUGGUGCCCAAACUACCCAAACCACAACUUCCACAAUACUGUCACGUUCGUUCACUUCUGAGGGCUGUGGAGGCAGCAAGUCCUGUCUGAGAGAUCCAGAGGGCUGUGACCCACAAAAUGACACUGCGUGUCACUUCCUGUCUUUUAGUGCAUUGGGAAGUAGUGUGAUGUUUGAGCUCAGUGGACCUGCAGAGGGUUAUGUGUCCUUUGCCUUAUCACAGGACAAAUGGAUGGGGAACGAUGACGUCUAUUUGUGUAUUAGAGACACAGACAGAGUUGACAUCAAGGCUGCAUAUGUUUCUGGACGGACACACCCAAUAAUCUCUUCACCGAACAUUUUGAAAGGCAUAGCAUGGAGGCUCUCAGAUGGAGUGAUUCAGUGUAGCUUCUGCAGAGACAUACACCUCCCACCUGAGAAUCUGAAUAGGUUCGAUCUGGACCAGAUGUACUACCUCUUUAUGGCUCAUGGUCGAGCUGAAGAUGGGCGAACCCAUCGACAUGACCACCAGCCUCUAAUUUCAACCUAUCCGGCAGGCAUAACGGGACCUCCUGAGGAUCUAACUGGUUCUCGAUCACCCCUGCUCAUUAAAUAUCAUGGGGCUUUCAUGCUGAUCGCCUGGACAUCGACGGUCAGUGCUGGUGUCAUCAUGGCACGAUACUUCAAACCCGAUUGGCCUGAAAGGAAUAUUUUGGGGCAGAAGGUCUGGUUUCAGUUACAUCGAAUGCUAAUGACCAUCACAGUUCUGCUCACCUUGGUCGGCUUUGUUUUGCCUUUUAUGUACAGAGGAGGCUGGAGCAAGCGUGCGGGCAUACACCCCUAUUUGGGCUGUGUUGUCAUGGCACUCGCUGUCAUCCAACCUGUCAUGGCACUUUUCAGACCUGCGCCAGAUGCCUCAAGGAGAUAUAUAUUCAACUGGAUGCAUUUUGGGACAGGAACAGUAGCUCAAGUCGUGGCUGUUGUCACCAUCUUCCUCGGGAUCCAUCAGCAAGCUCUGUCCCUGCCUGCUCCGUGGUCCACAGGGGUCUUGGCAUUCAUUGUGGUGUGGUUUGUGCUGGCAGAUUUGGUUCUGGAAGUCCAUCGAAGGGGGUUUUUACCUAUAGGUAAAUAUUUUAAAAAUGUCAAAAUCUACACUGAACAUAUCAAUUCUGACGACAAAGAGGAGGUUGUGUUUGUUCCUGAUGAGAAUGAUACUUAUAGUGUGGAAUCUUGUUUUAAAAACAUAGUUCUGGCUAUUUACCUCUGUGGAAAUCUGGGAUUUCUGACAACUCUCCUUUGGAGUAUCAGAGCAGUAUGACACAAUCUCAGCAGUCGUUUCCACAUUUAGUCUCUGGAACUUUCACUAAUCGUGCCUAUUUUAAAACAAGCCAAAGAAAUAUGGAGUAAGAUUGAUUUAUGACGGGCCACCUGUCAAUUUACAGUGAUUAUUAGAAUGAUUUUGUCUGAUUUGAAAUUAAAUUUCUUGACUGCUUAGGUAUAAAUCAAUUUAGUAUAUAUUUUUUAGCACUUUUUGUAAUUUAUUUUUUAU
Molecule: messenger RNA, 2264 nt
Organism: Sinocyclocheilus rhinocerous
Lineage: Eukaryota; Metazoa; Chordata; Actinopteri; Cypriniformes; Cyprinidae
Product: putative ferric-chelate reductase 1
Exons: 17
Coding region: 141-2033 (630 amino acids)
Cellular component (GO): membrane
Source: RefSeq, a predicted model, not a curated record